CACGCCCGCCGACUCUCCCACGCACCACACUCGACUCCCACCGACACCGACACCAUGUUCAAGGCCACCAGGGUUAUGGCUAUGCAGCCGACGCGCAUGAUGGCCAUGCAGCCCUCGCGCAUGACGAUGAUGCGCCAGAGCCCGCAGCUGUUCGUGACGCAGACGCUGCGCAUGCGCAGUCCUGUGCCGAAGGAGGAGCACGGCGCUCAUACCGCGUCCCAGCGUCUGCGCCAGCUCAAGAACAUCCCCACUGAGAUUUGGCCUCUUAUCUUGGUUCUCGGCAUCGCCGUGGGAAUGGCCAUCUUCUCGCUCCUUCGAAAGCUCGUCGUGGACAGGACUCUCCGCCUGAAGAGACGAGGCAAGCAAGAGUAGAUGCGUUGAGAUUCGAGCUGGAGGGGCUUGGGAUGGAAGAGCCGUGUGUAUAAAUGACGUCGGGGUGGUCAAGUCUAUCAUCAAGAGUCCAAAUAAAAAACAAAGGUUUCUUUUGUGCUCGACUUGAAAUGCAUAUCUAGAUAUGCAUCCGGAAGACAUCCGUCACUCCUCUAGGGCUAUCUUGUGAACUGCUUGUUGAUGCUAGGGUUUUGGAACUAUUGCCGUGCGAUACUUCACAACUUGUGCUAGAAUCGUAGAGUGAAAAACACCAUGUGUCGCGACAAGAGGUAUCUGACUA
Messenger RNA from Dothidotthia symphoricarpi CBS 119687, 670 nucleotides. RefSeq lists its product as uncharacterized. The coding region runs from base 55 to 372 and encodes 105 amino acids. The record is from RefSeq and is a predicted model, not a curated record. The transcript has 5 exons. Lineage: Eukaryota; Fungi; Ascomycota; Dothideomycetes; Pleosporales; Dothidotthiaceae.